UUGUAGAGGAAAUUACGACGGUGGACCAAAAGUAACCGUGUUUAAAUUUCCGGAGGAUGAAGCAAUGAGAAAGAAAUGGUUGUCAAGUAUUCGCAGAGAUAACUUCACUCCUUCUUCAAGUUCAAGAGUAUGUCAUGUUCACUUCCACAAGGAUGAUGUUAUUUGGGAAACACAAAUUGUGGAUGAAAGGACUGGUCAGUUAUUAAGAGCCCCCCUUCUCAAACCACGUUUGAGACCAGAUGCAGUUCCAUCACUACUCCCAAACUGUCCUUCCUACCUUUCAAAGGAAGAAAGUAGACGUGAAGGGCCAGAGGAGAAAAAGCAAAGGCUUGAAAAUGAGCAGUUAGCUGCAGCGUUACAAUAUAGUUUAGCAUCACAGAAGGACUAUGAAAACACUUUCAGCUUCAGUUCUUUAGAAGAGUUGAUGUUGCGUACGAAGGAAGUGGAUUUGCCCAACGAGUGGAGUGUGAUCGAAAAACACAGUGAUUUUGUUUGUUUUUUAAAGAUAAUAAGAAAUCCAGCACCAUUAAUCACACAUUCUGUCGUUAUAGAUAGUAAUUUAAAUGUUUCAUUGUUUAAGAAAGAUGUACAAAUUAAGACAUUAGGAAAAAGAUCUUUUCCUGUAAUUGUAACCAAUAUCCAUGAAAUUGUCAGUGUACUGCAGGAGUUUUCAGACACAGAUUGUGGGCACUCAGAAACUUCUAUAGAUAGUAUUGUAGAGAUAGUGAAAGACAGUCUAGGAGUGCUGAAAGACAGUUUACAGGAGAGUGAAAAGGAGAUGGUAGACUUUAUAUAUGAACAAGUUAGUCUCAUAAAUGUAAAGAAAUUUAAUCAUAGGUUUAGUUCUACAUUUAUGAUACUGUGUUGUUUGCUAUUUUCAAUUUCAUCUCAUGCUUACAAUUUUUUACAUAGCAGCUCAUUAAUGAAAAUGCCACAUCCAAGCACUCUGCGUAGGAUCUGCAGCAAAUUUAAUGUGAAUCCAUCUCACGAAAGGCUUGGGGGAAGUAAUUUCCUGUCCUAUGCAAGACAGAAAUUUCAAUACUUGAACAGCGAUGAUGUCAAUGUUGUUUUGAGUGUAGAUGAAAUUCAUCUAAAUUCUUAUUUGGAAUAUAAAGGAGGUAGUGUUUUGGGCAUGUCAUAUAACUCUGAAUGUGCUGCAAAUUCAGCAUUUGUAUUUAUGUUGCAGAGUGUCAAGUCUUUCACCAGCAUCACAGAACGAGAGGGUCGACACAUCGCGCCGUCGCAGAACGAGAGGGUCGACACAUCGCGCAGCUGCGGAGCCAGAGGGUCGACGCAGCGCACCGUCGCGGGUCCAGGGGGUCGCCGCGGCACGUCUAAGCAGAAGGUGCUGAUUCACGCCAACGCAGCACCAGCGUCGCAUCGCGCCGCCGCCGGGGUAGAGAGGCGCCGGUCCGCGCCGUCCCAGCAGCUGUACCGUCUCGCACCGCGCUCAUCUCGAGCGGAUCUACGCGCCGCCACCGCGACGCGCCACAUUCAGCACCAGCCAGCAGGAGUCAAGGUUAGUGGAGAUGUCAACCUCCAAUGA
Molecule: messenger RNA, 1546 nt
Organism: Schistocerca serialis cubense
Lineage: Eukaryota; Metazoa; Arthropoda; Insecta; Orthoptera; Acrididae
Exons: 3
Coding region: 65-1546 (493 amino acids)
Source: RefSeq, a predicted model, not a curated record